This is a messenger RNA of Annulohypoxylon maeteangense, 816 nucleotides long. RefSeq lists its product as uncharacterized. The record is from RefSeq and is a predicted model, not a curated record. The coding region runs from base 1 to 816 and encodes 271 amino acids. The transcript has 2 exons. Lineage: Eukaryota; Fungi; Ascomycota; Sordariomycetes; Xylariales; Hypoxylaceae.
AUGGAGGAUUUGCGUAAUGCGAAAGAUACGGUCGCUCUCUUCGCAGACCACAUCGAUGAAUUACGAGUAAAAACCGAUCGGCCAAAGAGUGCCGAGCUUCUCCGCACCAUCUCGUCAUCCUCAGUCCAGCGCCAUGGAUCCAACAAUUCGUCAUCGGACGGAUCAUUCCGCAAGGGAAGUUCGUCGAAAUGGAAGAACCGCAGCGUAGGCAAGGAGUGGGCAGGAUCGAAGCCGGGCAGCAUUUGGACGACGAUCAACAGCGAGCUCGAGGAUGUGGCGAAGCAGUUUCCGGGUCUAUCAGUUGCGGCCUUUAACGAAUUCAUUGGCUCCCGCGAGAUUCUAGAGCUAGGGGCCGACUUUGUUCGCAUUUACCACGCGCGCGGGAUCGCAGCCGAGAAGCCGUAUUGGGCGGCCGAGGACCUGUUCUUCGACCUGCAGGCAGUGAAGCAGGGAGACGCACCGGCGUCAAGAUGGACGCAAGCCCGUUCCGAGCGAAGGGCCGAGUGGGAUCUCGCGGACCAUCUCACGCGCUUCGUGCUGAUGGCCGAUAGCUUCCGCAGACGGUCGAUCGAGCGCGAGGAUUGGGGCGUCUGGGCCGGGGAUUUCGUCACAAAUGUCCGCUUCUACCUGCGCGUGCUAAGAUGCUUCAUCAAGAGGGACGCGAAGCAGAGAGAGGAACGUCGGGAUGCGAUACGCAAUCAGAAUCAGAACCAGACUCGGAGCCAAAAGUCGGAGGGUUUGGAGAAAAAGAAUUCCGGCGGCUCUCGUGGUAGCAGGUUCUCUCUCGGUAGCAGAGGAGGAUCAAACAAGAGUUAG